This is a messenger RNA of Micropterus dolomieu (smallmouth bass), 2504 nucleotides long. It is a transcript of the gene sync, whose product is annotated as syncoilin, intermediate filament protein. The record is from RefSeq and is a predicted model, not a curated record. The coding region runs from base 138 to 2267 and encodes 709 amino acids. Gene Ontology annotation, cellular component: intermediate filament. The transcript is spliced from 6 exons. Lineage: Eukaryota; Metazoa; Chordata; Actinopteri; Centrarchiformes; Centrarchidae.
CUCUGCUUUGUCGUUUGAACCACAGCUCCUUUUUAACGGAUUCAUCCUGAGCAUACCGCAGAAAGGGCAGAAGAAACAAGCAUAUACACACAAGAGACUUCUACAUUGAAAGUGGCCACAAGAAUUAGGAUAUACCAAUGGAGGACCUGGACAAUGACAUUUCAUCUACAGGGUUGGACCCUCUCUUCAUUAAAGAAGAGGAUGCAGAUCCGGACACAACCCUCCUGGAACAAAGAGAGUGCAACACGGCACAAUCUGGACUCACCUUCACAGGAACACAGCUGAAUCAAUCAGCUUUAAUUACGCCAUACUUACAGAAUAUGGAUGACUUACUGAAAAGCUGUGAGGAGCUCACCGGUAUCCCUUUUGGCUCUCACUUCUCAGAAAGUUACAAUGAAAUAAGCCUGUCUGAAUCAACUCACAGCCACAGCAAACGGAAAGACGCGAUGGAAAGCUAUGGAGAAACAAGCACUUCUCCCCAAGCAUAUCUUUCCACAAGCUACAUUGACACACACAUGUAUGGGGCUGAAGGAACAGAAGACCAGCCGGCACAAGGCCAGUCGCGAGGCUUCACCAGCAGGUGCGGAUUGACCACAGACAUUACUCGCCAAAGAGAAAUGCCUCUCACUUCAGCGGGGAACAAACUGAGUGACACCAUGGUGGAGUACGAGGGCCAGCUGUUGGGGAUGUUAGCCAUGUUGGAGAGCUGUAUGGAAGAGGCUGGGAUGGACUUUGAGCCCCAGGACUGGGCCACAGAUGCAAGCCAAGAGUAUGUACACAUACGGGGUACAACACUGGUGCCCAUUCAGCAAGGGAGAACAAUGGAGGUGGAGACCCGGUCGAUGCAAUUAGAAUCCUUGGCAGGUCAACGUGCAGGGGGAGAUAAAGCUUCCAAGAAAAGCACAAACGAGGUGACAGUAGGUUCAGCGACAAGUGGAAGCCAGCAGAAACCUGUGCCUAGCUGUGACAGCAUGGGUGGCUUCUCAAUGGAAAUACAAGAGAAUCUAAAAACAGACCAGGGAGUUCUUGAUCCUCAGUUCAGGUUUUCAGGGCCAUCGAUGCCAUUAGAGAGUACCGUAAAAUAUCCAAUGUACUGUGAGCCGACAAAGACAGGAUAUAUGUCUAGUGAUGAAAGCACAUACACAAAAGAAGACGUAACUGGGACUGAAGUAGACUACACAGAUGAGAGACAGGAGCACAAGAUGGACACCACUGAUCUGGGAUCCGGCAUGAAUGAAAUAAGCGCAAUAGGGUCUCAGAUGGAGGAGUGCAUAGAGGAGGUACAACGGUUAGAGAAGAGGAGGAAGGAGCUGCUGGCAGAGGUGCUGGAGUUGAGAGGGAUUGAAGACAGAGAGGAGGCAGAGAGGAGCGAGGAGGAGGAAGAGGAGACAGGAGAGCCAAUUGAUCGCAAAGUGGCAGAGCUGAUGAAUGCACUCAAGAAGGAGGAAGAGGGGAGGAGAGAGGAGAGGAAGAGGGAGAUUCAGAUCCUCAGGGAGGAGAGAGCGGAGGAGGAGAGGAGGAUGUGGAAGGUGAACCUGGAGAGACAGGGGCUGCAGGAGGAGCUCAGAAAGCUGAAGAGGAGGCUGUUCGCCAUGGCUAGGGACUGCGCUCACAACCAGGUCGCCCUGAACACCCAGCACCGUGAGGUGGAGCUGCUAAAGAGAGAAGAGGAAAAGCUGCAGUCAUUGGUGCUGCAGCUGACAGAAGAGAGCUCCCAGCUCAGGUCAGCCCACCAACAGCAGCUCUUAGACCUACAAGCAGAGCUUCAUGUGGUGAGCGCAACUCAGACCUACAACACCCAGGAAGAGCUGACACAAUGCAGAAGGAACUCCUGUGGGGACAUCCAGCAGUAUCUGCAGGGUGGGCUAAAAGCGCUGGAGAACAGGUAUGAACCCAUUUUACUCACGUUGCUGAAGAGGAGAGAGGCAACAGGCGGCGCACUGGUGAAAGCCAAAGAGCAGGCGCAGGAGCUGAAGGCCCAGCUGAGACCCCUAAAGGAGGAGAUCGAAACGCUGAAGCUCCAGAGGGCUUGUUUGGAGGAGAAACUCAAACUAAUUCACAUACAGAGGAAAGAGGAUGUGGGGCAGUACAAAGACACAUUGUACCGUCUGGAGGAAAGCAGCAGAGAGCUGAAGACUGAGUUAAAGAUCCAGAAGAGAAAAACCAAUGAGAUAGAGGAGCUGAAAGACAGUCUAACCAAACAACUACUCCUUUACAGGGAUACCACCGAGGACCACAGCAAGUGUGACAAUGAGGACAAAACAUGAAUGUAUAUGUUCAAAACUGUUGUUUGAUUUUUUUUUUUUAGUCUGCAACAUAGUGAACUCCAAGGUUCAAUCAAUGCACUUUACAUACAUUGAGACAUGCUGUUACAAAUACACUAACAAAAACAUAACAAACUAACACGUUUUUUUUUUUAAAUAACAGUCUGUAAUCUGUUUACUAGACUGCAGCUUGUAGAAAGGUUUUUGUUAUGAAUAAAGGCUGUGUCCAUUGUAAUCUGA